CCUAGGUAUGGUUUCAUCUGUACUUGUCUUUUCUGACUAUCAUUCGUGACUAGUCUCACUGGGAAGUCUGAUACUUUCCCAUUAAGUACUGGCCUUUUAUCUCGAAAUGCCCUUUUACCCCCCAAGCCUCGAGGAACGCCAACUACAAGCACGAUGAAUAAAGGCCCUGGCCCUUCUAAUGUUUCUUCACAAUCCCGAUCGAAACUGAACGCUUUUCGGUACAACAAAGAGGCAUUAAGUCCGGACAAGUCCCCUCAGAAGACUGGGGUCAGCACUGGCCAUGCGGACAAGGAAAAUCAAUCGUCAUGGUUGAAUGGUGUGGUGGAAAAAGGAAAGUUGGAAUUACACAACCAGUGCAUUACAACUGAGACUACAGAACCUAAGCUAUGGAGAGAAUGCCCCCAUACCCCCGGAAACAGGAUUCCUCUGUCGGACCUUAUCGGUAAUGCAGAAGACAUCUUUAGUCGAGCUCCAACGCAAAACUAUACCCCAGAAGAUCAUGUUGUCUGGCAUCAUGUGCCUGCAAGCUCCAACGCUGAUGGAACGUCCCGGACUCCUGCAACGCAUAACAAAAAGCGUCGUCACAGCUCGUCUCCCACUAGCUCUCCCCUGGCCGGGCCAUCAAAAGUCAGGAGGAAAGGAUCUUUGGAUCAACAGAACUAUCAGACACUGAUGAAAACCCCACAAACCGAUCUUGCUAGCGAUCUAUGGAAUAACUACGCGGGUAAAACCCUGGCGAAUGGCAAAGGAGAACUAGCUCAACCACGCCUUGCGAAUCUGCUGUCAUCAUCACCACAGACUCCAGUUUCUGUGCGCACGGGACGGGACUCUUCUGGGCUAAGAAGGUCGAAUAGCUGCAUAGCUGAAUGGCCUAGCUCGAAGGCAAAGCGAAGGAGGAUUGAUAAGGAAGAUUCCAGCACGGGACGCAGCAUAUUCACCAGAACAAGGAGUAGCGUUGUCGACUCGGGGAGCUACAAAUCCCCAAACAUCAGCUCUCUCGUGAAACGGAUCGAGAAGACUUUACAACCGACGCCAGGACCAGACCCAGGGGUAUCUGACUCGUCACCUGUGCCUACGCGCCACCAUGUUCGCCAUGAUCGACCAGCGUCUCCGGUGAAUGAUGGAGUCCAAAGUCGGCCGUUGGAACAGUCUAGUCAGACCAAGGAACCCAGAGUUAUACAGGCUGUUUCUCAUGACGUAAAACAGCUGGAAGAAUCGUCGUCUGAUUACGGAGACGAUGAUUUUGACCAAGAUUUUAUCGAUCUUGCCGAGGCAUCUAUAGAUCCGUUCGUGGACGAUGGCUCCUCUAAUACUCAUAAGGCAGACCCGAGCGAAGAAUGCGUGGACAACGUGGCUUCGAAAGAAGUUUACCUUCCGAUAAGUCAGGUGAAAGAUUCUAAUCCUAGUUCGAUGAAAUCGAAACCGAAUGCGAACUUACCAAAUAGUAAUGAACAUGGCUUUGACGCUGACGAGUUCGACGCUGACGAGUUUGACGAUGAUUUUGAUGGAAUUUCGGAUAACAUCGAUGACCUUCUUGUUGAUUGCCAGGCCACUCCGACCAUGAAAACGGCAAGGACCAUUCCCAAGGAGCAGUCGACUGGCGAGCAACUUGUAUCCGGAAGUGGAUUUGGAAGCCUUUCCACGGCGAGACAUGGCGCAUACAAUGAGACGAGACGAAGUCCAGGACUAUCUGGUGACGAGUUUGACGAUGAUGGCCUGGACAUAGAGGCUAUCGAACAAUCCAUGGUGCACUCAGGAGUCGAUGGAUCAGAUGACGUUUGUCAUCCUUAGUGAGCACACUUGCCAAAUAUUUGCUAAGUCUCUAUAUAUAGAACCUACGAAAUCGACAAGCUAUCAAACGUUACUUGGUUCUUGAUAUUGCUGAGUACGCGUAUACAACCCCUAGAGGACGCGUCCAACCAGAACUGGUACUUUC
Molecule: messenger RNA, 1936 nt
Organism: Aspergillus heteromorphus CBS 117.55
Lineage: Eukaryota; Fungi; Ascomycota; Eurotiomycetes; Eurotiales; Aspergillaceae
Product: bifunctional ATP-dependent DNA helicase/ssDNA endodeoxyribonuclease DNA2
Exons: 3
Coding region: 154-1791 (545 amino acids)
Source: RefSeq, a predicted model, not a curated record